AUUAUUGGGCUUGGAUUUGGGCUUUCUAUUUCCAUGGACGCCUCUUUUCUCUGUACACGUCUCAGCAAGUUACUCACGGUCGACGAGAAGGAACUGAGGGGUUUGCUGGUGUUUGCGGGUGUUUGCUCCUUGCCGUCGCUGAUUUGUUUCGAUUCUCAGAAGAGACGUGACAAGUUCUAUCGUCUUUACAAAUCACCACAAUUACUGUUACGCCGUUCGUUCCAGAGCACAGCGCUGAACAAUCAGUGACUGACUUUUACAGAAAUGGAAGGUGGAGACGACGGAGUCGAGAUGCUGGUGGAUUCUAAGGACAUGCAGCAACAGAGCAAGGCUCUCGAUAAGCUCACUGAUCGCGUUGAAGACCGUCAACUCGAUUCCACUCGUGUUCAAGAGGCAAUGGCAUCUAUCGCUGCAUCGGCUGAAGCCGAUCGGAAGGCUAUGAUAUUGAGAGAGAAAGAGCUAGCAGCUGUCAAGAUACAUAAUCGCAAGCGAAGUUGAGGUUAAAUUAACAUUGUUUGCCAUGUUUCUCAUGUUCAAUGUAGAUAACAG
Cucurbita moschata (crookneck pumpkin) is the source of this 549-nucleotide messenger RNA. RefSeq lists its product as uncharacterized. The record is from RefSeq and is a predicted model, not a curated record. Lineage: Eukaryota; Viridiplantae; Streptophyta; Magnoliopsida; Cucurbitales; Cucurbitaceae. The coding region runs from base 265 to 498 and encodes 77 amino acids. The transcript has 3 exons. Gene Ontology annotation, biological process: negative regulation of apoptotic process; protein stabilization.